UUGAAAAGGCCUUGCAGGUCAAGGUCACCUGAGAGGAGUUCAGGUCACCAAGGAUGAUGGAGGGUUCCUGGGCACUGGGGUCAGUCUGCUAGCUGUGCCUGGGAGACCUCUGGGAACCCUGGAAUCCUGUGAACGUCCAGGGAAACCUAUUGUGACACGAACUGGCCCGAGAAGGCUCAUCUGCCUCAGUCUUGGCGUCACUCAGAAGGGUUUGAUUGCAGACAUGUUUAACCCACUGGCUCUAGAUUUUCCUGCUGUGAUUUUUGACAAUGGAUCUGGGCUCUGUAAGGCAGGACUGUCUGGGGAGAUUGGGCCCCGCCAUGUCACCAGCUCCAUUGUGGGGUACCCGAAGUUCAAGAUGCCCUCAAUGGGAGCCAAUCAGAAGAAGUAUUUUGUUGGGGAGGAAGCCCUCUACAAACAGGAAGCCCUGCGCCUGCAUUCCCCCAUCGAGCGGGGGCUGGUCACAAGCUGGGAUGAUAUGGAGAAGCUCUGGAGACAUCUCUUCGAAUGGGAACUGGGCGUGAAGCCCAGCGAACGACCAGUGCUCAUGACGGAGCCCUCCCUGAACCCGCGGGAGAAUCGGGAGAAGACAGCGGAGAUGAUGUUUGAGACCUUCGAAGUGCCCGCCUUCUAUCUCUCAGACCAGGCCGUGCUGGCGCUCUACGCCUCUGCCUGUGUCACGGGUCUGGUGGUAGACAGCGGGGAUGGGGCCACCUGCACUGUCCCUGUCUUUGAGGGUUACUCCUUGCCUCAUGCAGUCAGCAAACUUUACGUGGCUGGCAGAGACAUCACGGAGUUCCUCACCCGGCUCCUCCUGGCCAGCAGGAGGGCCUUUUCAUGCCCACUAGAGAAGGCCCUGGUAGAUGACAUCAAGGAGAAACUAUGCUACGUGGCCCUGGAGCCUGAGGAGGAGCUCUCUCGGCGGGAGGAAGACAUCUUGAGGGAGUACAAACUGCCCGAUGGGAAUGUCAUCUACAUCGGAGAUCAGCUGUACCAGGCUCCAGAGGUCCUGUUCUCUCCAGACCACCUGGGCAUCCACGGCCCGGGGCUGGCACAGAUGGCAUCCAACAGCAUAGCCAAGUGUGAUGCCGAUAUACAGAAGACCCUCUACGGGGAGAUUGUGCUGUCAGGGGGCACCACGCUAUUUCAGGGGCUGGAUGACAGGCUCCUGCGGGAGCUGGAGCAGCUGGCUUCCAAGGGGGUCCCCAUCAAGAUCACCGCACCCCCCGAUCGCUGGUUCUCCACAUGGAUCGGAGCCUCCAUUGUCACCUCUCUGAGCAGCUUUAAGCAGAUGUGGAUCACCGCCGUAGACUUCAAGGAGUUUGGGGCAUCGGUGGUCCAGAGACGGUGCUUCUGAAGGAGUCCCUGCUCCCAGUAGCCACGGUGUCCCUUGGGAGGGACGCCCAUGGGAAGUGAGCGUGCUCACAACUUUAGCACCAUUUUCAAUAAAAGAUGAAUGGUCAAGGA
Molecule: messenger RNA, 1467 nt
Organism: Myodes glareolus (Bank vole)
Lineage: Eukaryota; Metazoa; Chordata; Mammalia; Rodentia; Cricetidae
Gene: Actrt2
Product: actin related protein T2
Source: RefSeq, a predicted model, not a curated record